AUGUCAUCCUUGAGUAAACCAGGUCGCACCAUAUUAGCUUCUUCCAUCGCUAAAGUGUACACUGAUGAAAUAGUUUCAAAAAUUGCAGAUUUGAAGGAGGAGAGGCCCAACGGACCACUAUUAGUUGGAUUUCUAGCCAACAAUGAUCCUGCUGCGGAGAUGUAUGCUACAUGGACACAGAAAACAUCUGAAUCCCUGGGAAUAAGGUAUGAGUUACGAAGAUUCGAAGAUAAGGACCUUCUAGAGGAAAGCAUAAUUGAAGCUAAUAAUGAAGAUUCUGUAGAUGGGAUAAUGAUUUACUUCCCAGUGUUUGGUAACGCACAGGAUCAGUAUCUGCAACAAAUAGUGAGCAAAGAAAAAGAUGUUGAAGGGUUGAAUCAUGUUUAUUAUCAAAAUCUCUACCAUAACGUCAGAUACCUUGAUGAUGCAAAACAACUCAAGUCUAUUCUACCUUGCACGCCACUGGCAAUCGUCAAGAUUCUCGAAUAUUUGAAAAUUUAUAACAGCUUACUACCAUACGGGAACCAUCUAUAUGGGAAGAAAUGUAUGGUUAUAAACAGAUCUGAAAUUGUGGGGAGACCGUUAGCAGCUUUGCUUGCUAAUGACGGAGCCAUUGUCUACUCUAUUGACAUAAAUAACAUCCAAAAAUUUACUAGAGGUGAGAGCAUACAGUAUUCAAGACAUCACGUCGAAGAUUUGGGUGAUUUUACUCAAAACAAAUUGAAAUCACUUGCCCAGGAAUGCGACGUAAUUAUCACUGGCGUUCCCUCCGAAUCAUACAAAUUCCCAACAGAGUACGUGAGAGAUGGUGCCUGCUGCAUAAACUUCUCAUCCUUCAAGAAUUUCAACGAUGAAGUAAAGAACAAGGCUUCGCUAUACGUGCCCAUGACCGGGAAAGUGACCAUCGCCAUGCUUCUAAGAAACAUGCUGAGGCUCAUAGAAAACAGAGAGAAAUUGAACCAAGAAACGCCUUCCAACUGA
Kazachstania africana CBS 2517 is the source of this 981-nucleotide messenger RNA. RefSeq names its product methylenetetrahydrofolate dehydrogenase (NAD(+)) (gene MTD1). Bases 1 to 981 code for a protein of 326 amino acids. Gene Ontology annotation, biological process: purine nucleobase biosynthetic process. NCBI's taxonomy places the organism in Eukaryota, Fungi, Ascomycota, Saccharomycetes, Saccharomycetales, Saccharomycetaceae. The record is from RefSeq and is a predicted model, not a curated record. The transcript has a single exon. Gene Ontology annotation, molecular function: methylenetetrahydrofolate dehydrogenase (NADP+) activity; methylenetetrahydrofolate dehydrogenase (NAD+) activity. Gene Ontology annotation, cellular component: cytosol.